Molecule: messenger RNA, 3095 nt
Organism: Cylicocyclus nassatus
Lineage: Eukaryota; Metazoa; Nematoda; Chromadorea; Rhabditida; Strongylidae
Source: the annotation of a GenBank genome assembly
GCACUAUGCCGCACACGUGGAAACUUCGUAGACAACUGACUUUUGAGCCGAUGGAAGCAAUUCCUGACGAAGGCGAACAAGAGACGUUAGCAACGGCGACAAAUCUGGGUGUUUCGCUGGAAACUCGCCCCUCCUACGCUGCAGAACUGGCACCAGCAGAUCCGAAAAUCACCAGAAAACCACUGAUCAAAGAUGUGAGGGCAAAAACUACUAUGGGCGAUGAAGCUCGAGAAGAGCGUAAUCUGUUGGCAAGGCAAGAUGCAAGCGUUUCCAGUUUCAAUCGACGGAGUCCUCUUGGAAGAACAAAUGAUCUGGAUUUGGACUUGGAUGAUGAUUUCUGUUCAUCGGAUUCUUCUCCGUUGGUCUCACCUAGCCUACGAACGCCAGCGAUAGCACUUCCUCCUCCGCCACCAAAAAGUGCUCCACCAUUUUCGCAAGCUGCACAGUUUACAAAUUCUGCCUCGGUUUGCAAUGGGGAUGUGUCGCUGAGCAACGGCGGCACUCCGACGACGCUUCGGCCAGAUGAUAGUUUGCUUCGGCCUGGGGAUUUGGAAUCGAAUGGAAGACGGGUUGAGAUACAGGCGACAACGUCCGAGUGCCGAUUACAGCAAUCUUUGUCGACUCCUUGCCCACAUGAGGAGCAGUCAUCCAGAAAAGACUCCGAAUACAGGCGGUUUAAGUCAGAAGGAUCAUCCGGAGGUGCGCUACCAGCAGGUCCGGAAAUGGAGGUGGCCAUUGACGAUCUCUCACCGAUAACAGAUGCUCAAUCCACACAAAAUCGUCGGUUCAACCUGAUUACGCAAGACUCCGUGGUCAAUGGCGGUCCCAUCACGAAACACUCCAAUACCGAGCAGGUGUUAAUGAUGCAUACGUUGAAGACGAAGACAUCCAAGUAUCAGUCCUUCAUCGACAAGGCCUUCCAGAAUAUCAUGCAAGCCACAGACGAACAAAUCAUUGAGGGAUGCACGAUCGUUGCCAAAGUGAUGACCAAAGCGUGGAUGAUCCCAAAGGUGUCCCAUGACCUCUCCUUUGCCCUUUGCGAUUACCUUCGCGAAAAGAUGUACCUCGACGCACUGAUCAAGCUGUUCAUCGGACCAACCACCUGCGAACCAGUUCGUCUGGCUUGUGGGCGAGUGCUGGAAGAGUGCAUGUCAUUGAACAACCGCGAGUACAUAGUCAACAAGGGCUGGUUGAAGAAAAUCGUGACAAUGGCGAUGAAGUUGAACAAAAACGCCGAGCAACAGCGGAUGAGCCUCAGCAUCAUGGAAAGCAUGUUCAAGCACAGUUCAAGCACAUCGCUGAAGCUUAUUGAAUAUGGAGUGUUGGAUCACAUCAUUAUCACCAGCAAAAGAGCAAUGGACACACCAACCACCCUCCGACAUGCAGCCCUUGGAUUGGCAAAUCUUACCCUCUAUACCUGCUCAGAAGGAAAGAAAAAGUUGAUACAAAAGAAGCUUCCCGAAUGGCUCUUCCUCCUUGUCAAUCAGGAUGACGAUCUUACUCGGUACUAUGCUAGCUUAGCUAUCUGCAUGUUGGCGAGUAUAAAAGAGUUCGAAUCCGCCGUGAUGAAAUCAGACACGCUGAAGUUGGUGGAACCUUUUCUUCUAGCGCACGAUGCUACCACCUUUGCCGGAGAUCACUACAAACACUCUCAAGGUCGUCCCAAGGAAUGGCUGAGCAGACUUCUACCUAUGCUGAAGUCGAUGCGUCGUGAAGCGAAGAGUAUGGCCGCGUUCCACUUCGCCAUGGAGGCCGCUAUCAAAAAGGACCAAAAUAAGCUCGAUGUCUUUCAGGAAAUCGGUGCAAUCCAAGCACUGAAAGAAGUCGCCUCUUCGCCCGAUGAAGUAGCUGCCAAGUUUGCUUCCGAAGCUCUAACUGUUAUUGGCGAGGAGGUUCCUUACAAACUUGCUCAACAAGUACCCAAUUGGACAGUGAAGGAUGUGCAAUACUGGGUGAAAAAGAUUGGCUUCGAAGACUAUGUGGAAAGCUUUGCGAAGCAAAUGGUCGAUGGUGAUAUCUUGCUACAUUUGAGCGAAAAAGAACUCGAAAGAGACAUCGGCAUGUCUUCUGGUUUGCAUCGGAAGCGAUUUAUCAGGGAGUUAGAAAGUCUCAAGAUUGCUGCUGACUACUCUGCUGUUGAUGAGAGCAAUCUCGACCAACUGCUCAUGUCUCUUAGCCCGGAAUUGUCUGUAUACACCUAUAAAAUGCUGUCCUGCGGAAUCAACCGAUCCUUGCUGGGUUCCCUCACGGAUGAGUUGAUGCAAACCGCAUGCGGAAUCACCAAUCCAAUCCAUCGACUGAAGAUGACGCAAGCAUUCCAAAAUGCAAAGCACCCUGAUGAAGUCGAAGUUGCUGUCCUAAGCAAACAAAUCGAUGUGUUCAUUAGCUACCGAAGAAGCACUGGUAACCAACUGGCCAGUCUAAUCAAAGUCCUACUUCAGUUAAAGGGCUAUAAAGUUUUCAUCGAUGUGGACAAGCUCUACGCUGGUAAAUUCGACUCGUCGCUGUUGAAAAACAUCCAAGCAGCCAAGCACUUCAUCCUUGUGCUAACUCCCAACUCCUUGGAUCGGUUGCUUAAUGACCACAAUGGGGAUGAUUGGAUCCACAAAGAGUUGAAAUGUGCGUUCGAAUAUCAGAAGAACAUCAUUCCCAUCUUCGACCAAGCAUUCGAGUUCCCUCAGAAUGAAGAAGCAAUUCCUCAAGACAUUCGAAUGAUUACGAAGUAUAAUGGAGUCAAAUGGGUCCAUGACUACCAAGACGCUUGCAUGCUCAAAGUAGUUCGAUUUAUCGAGGGUGAACUCAACCGAACGCCAAGCCUACCGGCUCCGUCACCCCCGCAUCCUCCACUGACAAAAAUCGUCGGAAGCACCAUGCUUCCGUUACGACGGUCUACGACCGCAACUAUUGUAUUUAAUUGCAUUUUCACGGGACACUUCCAUAUUAUAUACAAUUUGUGCUCACUUGUAGCUCACAUUGCAUUCUACAUGAUGCCAAAGUUUGAGUGCGCCAUGUUGAAUAAGAGUGAAGUUAUGAAACAAGUUGCAAAACUUAGUGUUCAACCUAAUAAAAUAAGCGUUCCCUUAUUAGGACCUUGA